Messenger RNA from Punctularia strigosozonata HHB-11173 SS5, 852 nucleotides. RefSeq lists its product as uncharacterized. The record is from RefSeq and is a predicted model, not a curated record. NCBI's taxonomy places the organism in Eukaryota, Fungi, Basidiomycota, Agaricomycetes, Corticiales, Punctulariaceae. The transcript is spliced from 7 exons. Bases 1 to 852 code for a protein of 283 amino acids.
AUGGAGUCGCUGAGCGCCCCACCCACGUAUGUCCCCGCGGUGCAGUCUUCCCUCUCCAAUCUUCGCGUCAGACUACGGGAAAUUCAGUCCGCCACCAGGGGCAGGAAAUUCGGCCUGAAGGAUAGGCGCACCGUUGAUCCACCACCAGUUGUACAACUCCAUGCAUACAGAACCGUCCGCGAUGCCAGUGGAAUAUACGAAGUCGAGGUCGAAGAUUACAGCCGGCUCGAAGUAUCUGGUCUGAUAUGCCAUAUCGACCUCUUCCCUCUUCCCGCAUCUCCUCAUGCAGUGCCUAUCCCAGUCACCAAUGCAGCCUGCAUGCCUUCACCUGCAUCGGCAAUGUCGCACGAUGAGUUCGCUCAGCCUGACUGGCCCAUGACCUCGCCGAAUGGGCUGUCCGAGGAAAUGCCUGUCCCUCUGACGGUCAUGCCCAUUCAAGAAUUCACUGGACCGGACCCCGUCAUUGCGUGGGUAAAUGGAGCGCCCGUACGAGCAUCCGACUCCAUCACGUCAGAUGCAAUCGGUGCUCGAGCAGUCGAGGCUAUGAGACUUCGUUACGAUAACAAGACUAUGAUAGUCUUCACGUUUUCCGACCUCGCUAUCCGACGAGUUGGGUCUUGCUUUUUCAGAUACAAAGCCUUUGAUCUGCGAUCACCCACGACUGGUUCGGUGGCAGGGGCUGGCAGUGGACCCAUCGCUAUGCUAGGGGAUUGUUAUGCCCGUUGUUCCACUGUCAUCUAUGAUACCAAGUCAUUUCCUGGUUUACAGUAUUCGACGUCAUUGAGCCAGGCAAUCUCAAACCAGUCCGAAGGUCAACGACCUCGAGUUCGGAUCCCUAAGACGAGGCAGUAG